AUGAACAAUGUUAUCAAGUACGGCUCAGUUCAAGCGAAUCCCCUUUAUAACUGCAGCGCCCAUACCCCAGAAGAAUGGUCCAAAAGAGACGGUGUCUCUCGUCCAAUCUUCGGAAUCACCGAAGGAGUGGCUGGACUCCUCGUGGACAUUGCCUAUAUCCCAGUGUUCUUUGUAAUGAUCGAAAAAGAAAACUUCAAAAUGUCUUGCUACAAAAUCAUGACAGCCUUGGCGGUGGUUGACUUCUUAUCCAUAAUUGUGAACUGUAUGAUAACAGGAUGGCUUACUUACGAAGGUGCCGUUUUUUGUACCCAUCCAGAAGUGAUCCAGUUUUCCGGAAUGACUGGAGAAUCGCUUUGGUGUGUUUCAAAUGUGCUUGCAGUGACGUUGAUAACCAAUCGAUUACUCGAUCUAACCAGUCCAAGAGCCAUAGCCUUCUUUUUUGAGGGCAACCGUACAUACCUCUUUAUUCUGGUAGCUAUCAUCUAUGGUUUAUACUUUUUCUUCUGCAAUACACCUACCGCUUUCACUUCUAAAUUUCAUACUUGGUUCUUCGAUCCAAUGAUUUUCGAGGGAAAAGCUAUGGAAUACGAGAAUUUUCCUAUUUUUAUUAACAACUUUUUGGUAGUCUUCCUCACCUGCUCUCUUUAUAUUCUCUUCUGCAUUGUACUGAGAUCAAAGCUGAAGAAUACAGCUGGGUCAGAGUCAAGGAAAGCGAGCAUUAAUGUAUUUUUGCAAUCCGUCAUGAUUUGUGCUGUCAAUCUCAAUGUUUCUAUCAUCUACGUCACCAUGAACUAUAUUGAGGUCCCCCCUUGGCUUAUCAUUAUUGGGCAGUUGAGCUGGCAACUUGGGCAUGCUGCCCCGGUUGUUAUAUACUUAAAGUUUAAUAAGACGAUCAGGAGUGGAGUUUUGAGGAAACUUGGGAUAAGGGUAUGUUAUGUGGAGUCCAAAAGUAUCUCCAAAACUUUGAGAGCUCUGAAAAAAGGUGUCAAUUAUAAGAAUGUAGCUCAACGCGUUCUUUAG
Caenorhabditis remanei is the source of this 1020-nucleotide messenger RNA. RefSeq lists its product as uncharacterized. The record is from RefSeq and is a predicted model, not a curated record. The coding region runs from base 1 to 1020 and encodes 339 amino acids. The transcript has 3 exons. Lineage: Eukaryota; Metazoa; Nematoda; Chromadorea; Rhabditida; Rhabditidae.